CAUGUUAAACGAAUUUAGUUUCACGUUGACUGUUCGAAAGCAAAAGAAACAGUAGUGCGUCUCGAAAAACAAUGUCUAUAAAGUACGAGUAUAUAGUUCCGAAAAGAAUAUCUACGGUGACUGCAUCGCCAGAACCGUCCUACAGACAAAGUCCUCCCGAAGAAUACGUUUAUGAUGACGAAAGUGACGAUGGAACCGAUGACGACGAGGACAGUGUGUACAUUAAACCGAGACGUCAACACUGGUCCAACAAAUUGCAGUUUGUGUUGGCCUGUGUGGGAUACAGUGUCGGAUUGGGUUCGAUAUGGAGGUUUCCCUACCUGUGUUAUAAAAGUGGAGGAGCUGUGUUUUUAAUUCCAUACGCAAUUAUUAUGGUGUUUAUCGGAGGACCAAUGUUGUAUAUGGAACUGGCAGUGGGGCAGUUUACCGGCCGAGGGCCUAUAGGAGCCCUGGGACAUCUUUGUCCCUUAUUUAAAGGUACUGGUUUAGGUAGCGUAGUUAUAUCCUUUCUAAUGUCGACGUAUUACAGCGUGAUUAUAGCGUACGGGGUGUACUAUUUCUUCACGUCGUUCCGCUCGAAACAGCCCUGGGACGAUUGCUCGCACCGCUGGAACACGCCCUACUGCUGGGUGCCGUCCAAAUCGGCAGAAAACGUCACCAAACCCAUCUACAGCCAGAGCCCAGCCGAAGAAUUUUACGAUCGCAAGGUGCUGCAAAUAGGGAAAGGCAUCGAGGAUUUCGAUAUCCUGAGAUGGGAGCUGGUGGCCUGUUUGAUCUGCGCCUGGGUUCUCAUCUACUUCGCCAUUUGGAAGAGCAUCAAAUCUUCGGCUAAAGUGCGCUACUUCACCGCCACGUUUCCCUUCGUCAUUAUAAUCGUGCUGCUGAUCAAGUCGCUGACGCUGGAGGGCGCAGACACAGGGAUGAGAUACUUUUUCAAACCAAAAUUCGAACUACUCUUAGAUGCAAAGGUGUGGGUAAACGCAGCUAGUCAAACGUUCAAUUCCAUGGGCUGUGCCUUUGGUUCCAUGAUCUCUUUCGCCAGCUACAACAAGUACAAUAACAGCAUUCUGCACGACACUAUAGCUGUUUGGUUGGUGAACGGCAUAACUAGCUUAUUAGUGGGUAUAUUCGCCUUUGCUACCAUCGGGAAUAUUGCCACCGAGCAAGGAACUUCCAUCGAGGACGUCAUAGACGACGGUCCUGGCCUUAUUUUUGUUGUUUACCCUCAAACGAUGGCCAAGAUGCCCUCGUCCCAACUGUGGGCCGUCUUUUUCUUCUUCAUGCUGAUCUGUCUCGCCCUCAACAGCCAAUUUGCCAUCGUCGAAGUGGUGGUCACCUCCAUCCAGGACGGCUUUCCCGGCUGGAUCAAGAAACACCUCAUGUGUCACGAAGUGCUGGUCCUCGUCAUCUGCGUCAUUUCGUUCCUUUGCGGCAUUCCCAACGUAACUCAAGGAGGAAUUUAUUUCUUUCAAUUGAUCGAUCACUACGCAGCUUCCAUAUCCAUAAUGUAUUUGGCCUUUUUCGAAGUGAUUGCAGUGGCGUGGUUCUACGGUGCCUUCAGGCUGUGUAAAAAUGUGAAAACUAUGACGGGUCGCCAUCCAGGAUGGUUUAUUAAGAUAUGUUGGCUGGUCGUAACUCCACUGAUGAUAUUCGCCUUGUGGGUGUUCCUUAUUUUGGACUAUGAGCCCCCGACUUACAACAAUGGCGCCUACCAUUAUCCGCCAUGGGCCAUAGCGCUGGGCUGGAUCAUCUGCUCACUUUCCAUAGUGUGUAUUCCAGUUUAUAUGGUCGUGGUAUUUUUGCGUACGCCUGGCGAAAAUUUAUUACAGAAACUGAAAAAUUCCAUUAAAUCCGAUUUAAUGGAUAAAUGUCCGAAAUGCGACGAACCCGAUUGUGACUGUGUCUUGAAAGAGGAAGAGUCCAGUCCAAUGUUGGUCAUGCAAGCCCAUCCAGAGAUAACUGGUGACAUACAGGCUGGAAUGCCAUUGUUUACGACAAUGUCCAACGCGAGAAGCCCAGAAGGCGACAGAAAGAACAGCAACAUCAGCCAGUACGAAAAUGUGAAUCACAACAACGUGACGAAUGGAACGGACAAUCAUAAAUAAAUUCAGAAGAAGCAAAAAAACUCGAAAACGAAUCUUUUAUAGUAAAGUACCAGUUUACUAUUAUUAUUGGUGUGAUAUGAAAAGUUAAAAAUCUCUUGACUUGGCAAGGACACUCUCCAACACAAUUUUAAUAAGCAUAACUUUAACAUAAGACAAAUAAUUAUUUUGAUAUUAGGAAUAAAGUGACGCGCUGCCCAGUUAGAAUAGUA
Sitophilus oryzae (rice weevil) is the source of this 2314-nucleotide messenger RNA. RefSeq names its product sodium- and chloride-dependent GABA transporter ine-like. The coding region runs from base 72 to 2105 and encodes 677 amino acids. The transcript is spliced from 12 exons. Lineage: Eukaryota; Metazoa; Arthropoda; Insecta; Coleoptera; Curculionidae. The record is from RefSeq and is a predicted model, not a curated record. Gene Ontology annotation, biological process: sodium ion transmembrane transport. Gene Ontology annotation, cellular component: membrane.